Messenger RNA from Staurois parvus, 902 nucleotides. NCBI's taxonomy places the organism in Eukaryota, Metazoa, Chordata, Amphibia, Anura, Ranidae. The record is from the annotation of a GenBank genome assembly.
GUGACAUCAAACAUGGCCGCUGGGUGCCCCUUGGCACUGCCGACGCUCCUCUUCUUUGUGCCGGUUCUGCUGUGGCUGGUAGAUCCUACAUUGGGAUAUAAACCAGUUAUCAUGGUCCAUGGACUUUUUGACAGUUCUGCGAGCUUCAAGGAACUGGUGAAAUACAUCAAUGAGUCUCACCCAGGUACUAAUAUUUCGGUUAUAGACCUGUUUGAUCACAAAGCGAGUUUACAGCCACUCUGGAAGCAGGUGAUGGGCUUCAGGGAGGCCAUCUAUCCUAUCAUGCAGAAUGCUGGCAGUGAAGGGGUGCACCUGCUCUGCUAUUCUCAAGGAGGAUUAAUCUGCCGGGUCUCUUGGAGACCAUUCCAGAUCACAAUGUGGACACAUUCAUUUCCUUGUCUUCACCUCAGAUGGGACAGUACGGAGACACAGAUUAUCUUCGGUAUCUGUUCCCUACCUAUGUGAAAGCCAAUUUGUACAGAUUCUGCUACACACUGUAUGGCCAGACUUACUCCAUCUGCAAUUUUUGGAAUGAUCCUCAUCAUCAUGACAUGUAUAUUAAUGUCAGUGAUUUCCUGGCACCUAUAAAUUCUGAAAGACCGGAACCGAACACUACAGAGUGGAGGGAAAACUUUCUACGUCUCAAAAGGCUGGUUCUCAUAGGAGGUCCUAACGAUGGUGUCAUUACUCCAUGGGAAUCCAGCCACUUUGCAUUCUAUGAUGAAAAUGAGAAGGUGGUAGAGAUGCAACAACAGCAGGUGUAUGAGGAGGAUACAUUUGGUCUUCGCACUCUGAAUAAACGAGGAGGAAUCGCAAUUUACUCUAUUCCAGGAGUCAUUCACACAAUGUGGCACUCCAACAAGACCGUCUAUAAGGAGUGCAUCGAGAAGUGGCUCACGUAA